AUGACAGUAUUGGCCCUUACGGACGUCUCUGGCGGAGAUGGACAAAUGGAUGCUAUCAACCCUCCAUUAAGGCAGACUCUUGAAGGGACUCAAUUUCUUGUUCAUGCUGCUGGUGGGUUGGUGGUCACAGAAGCUGGUUUUGAUACUGAGAAGUUCAUGAAUAUAAAAUGCCGGUAUAGUGGUUCAACACCACGUUGUGCAGUUGUAGUUGCAACUAUAAGGGCCUUGAAAAUGCAGGGUGGUGGGCUGGAAAUUGUUGCUGGGAAGCCGCGUAGUAAUGCCUGCAUAACUGAGAAAGUGACUCUGGUUGAGGCCGGUUGUGUGAAUUCAUAUAUAUCAAACACAAAAGUCUAUGGUGCUGGGGCAUAUGAUGCAGUUAUUUGUAUCCAUCAUGCCGAUGAUGGAAGAGCAGCGGCGUUGCUUCUUGACAUUGAUAUUGACACCACUACCGGAAAGGUUAUCGGUCUUUCUUGA
This is a messenger RNA of Prunus armeniaca (apricot), 474 nucleotides long. The record is from the annotation of a GenBank genome assembly. Lineage: Eukaryota; Viridiplantae; Streptophyta; Magnoliopsida; Rosales; Rosaceae.